Molecule: messenger RNA, 552 nt
Organism: Closterium sp. NIES-65
Lineage: Eukaryota; Viridiplantae; Streptophyta; Zygnematophyceae; Desmidiales; Closteriaceae
Source: the annotation of a GenBank genome assembly
AUGCGCAGGCGGCGCCAGAGAAGGCGCGGCGGCGGAAAAAAGAAGGGUGGAGGGGGCAGCGACGGUGUGUCGCGGCGACGGGGGGGCUGUGAUGCACUCGCGGCGGUGGGAUCCGCAGGCGAGGAAGGCGCAAUCACGGCGGAGGGAGGGAAGAGUGGCGACGGCGUAGGUCGUGCCAAGGAGGUCGGCGUGACACACGUGCUGCAGAUGGUGGACAGCACCAGGCUCACCCUCCGCAACCGUUACCCGAGUGACGCGGACGACUUCGGAGAGGGGAGCAACGAGCUGAGCGCCUUUUUGGCGAAGCAUGCGUCUUCGGAGAAGAGGGUGGUGAAGGUGACGGGCACCGACUCGACUGGGGCGCCAACCACUCAUGAGUACACCCUCCAUGAGCAGAAGAUUAAAGGUCAGAAAUCUGGCGGGGGCUUGGACGACUGCAUCACACUGGCGAAGGGGUACGUGAAGGAGCUGCUGAAGCGUUUGGAGAGCCGGAUGAAGGAUUUGGGCUCUCUCGAGGGCGCCAAGCUGUUCACGCAGGGGGCCGCGGUCUAA